GGGAAAAAAAUGUUUCUGAACAAACUUUUUUCAAUGCUCUGUUUUAUCUUCAUCCUUAGUUUCGGUUUUGUCUCUGCACAAAAAUGUGGAGAGUCAAUGUUUUUCAGACCAAAUGGUACUUAUGACACUAACCGUCGUCUCGUUCUCUCAACUCUAGCUUCCAACGUCAGUUCUCAAAACAACCGCUUCUACAACGUCUCAGUCGGUGAAGGAGCUUGGAGGAUCUAUGCUUUAGGCCUCUGUAUCCCAGGGACUGAUCCAAAGGUCUGUGCCGACUGUAUCCAACUCGCAUCAGAAGGUUUAUUACAAAACUGUCCGAACCAGACCGACUCAUUCGACUGGAGAGGCAACAAGACGCUCUGUUUCGUUCGUUACUCCAACAGCUCGUUUUUCAACAAGAUGGAUCUAGAGCCGACAGUAACAGUUUUCAGUACUAAAAAGUUUCAAGGUAACUUUAAAACUUACAACAGAACAUGGGACGCGCUCAUGAACUUUAUGAUCACCCGAGUCGGUCAAUCUCAAUACCUUGCCGAAAUAUCCCCUCGAAUAGGUUUUGAUCGUAUAUACACUCUGAUGCAGUGUAUUCCGGGGCUAUCCUCUAACGACUGUGAAACCUGUAUUACAGUAAGUGUCCGUAAUUACCAGAGAUGCUGCAAUGGCUUCGUAGGUGGAGUCGUUCGCAAGCCUGUCUGCUUUUUCCGGUGGGAUGGUUAUGAAUAUCUUGGUGCCUUUGGUAACACGCAAUCAUUACCUCCUCAAGAAUCUCAACCCCCGCCGCUUCCUCCUCCUGGAGAUGGCAAAAAAAAUUCUACAGGAGUUAUUGUGGCUAUCGUUGUUUCCGCUGUUAUCUUCGCGGUGCUGCUCGCUUUAGGAUUAGUUAUUUGGAAGAGAAGAAAAUCAUACCAAACACUGAAACCUCAAACUGAUGAUGACAUGAUAAGUCCACAGUCUCUGCAAUUUGAUUUUGCAACAAUUGAAGCGGCAACCGACAAUUUUUCGAGGAACAACAAGCUAGGUCAAGGCGGAUUCGGUGAAGUUUACAAGGGAAUGUUACCAAAUGAAACAGAAAUUGCGGUAAAGCGGCUAUCAAGAAAUUCAGGACAAGGCACACAAGAGUUCAAGAACGAGGUUGUGAUUGUUGCUAAACUUCAACACAAGAAUCUUGUUAGGCUUCUUGGGUUUUGCUUAGAAAGAGAUGAACAGAUACUUGUCUACGAGUUUGUUCCCAACAAGAGCCUUGAUUAUUUCCUCUUUGAUCCAACAAAGAAGACUCAGCUAAAUUGGAAAAGACGGUACAACAUCAUAGGAGGGAUUACGCGAGGGCUUCUAUAUCUUCAUCAAGACUCAAGACUCACCAUCAUACACCGUGACAUCAAAGCAAGUAACAUUCUUUUAGAUGCCGAUAUGAACCCUAAAAUAGCGGAUUUCGGAAUGGCAAGGAAUUUUAGAGUGGACCAAACUGAAGACAAUACAGGAAGAGUUGUUGGAACAUUCGGUUACAUGCCUCCAGAGUAUGUGACACAUGGCCAAUUCUCUACCAAAUCUGAUGUUUAUAGCUUUGGAGUAUUGAUUCUUGAGAUUAUUUGUGGCAAGAAGAACAGCAGCUUCUACCAAUUGGAUGAAUCUGGUGGCAAUUUGGUGACACAUGUUUGGAGGCUUUGGAACAAUGAUUCACCCUUGGAUCUCAUCGAUCCUGCGAUUAAGGAAAGCUACGAUAAUGUUGAAGUCAUUAGAUGUAUCCAUAUCGGAAUUUUAUGUGUUCAAGAAACUCCGGCAGAUCGUCCAGCCAUGUCUACAAUCUUUCAAAUGCUUACCAAUAACUCCAUUACUCUACCUGUGCCUCGACCGCCUGGAUUUUUCUUCAGAAACAGAUCCAAUUUAGACCCUUUAACCUAUGGAUCCGAGUCGGGACAAUCCAGCAGCCAAUCUGUUCCUUUUUCUAUAGAUAGUGCGUCAAUCACGCGAGACACUCCUCGGUAAAAUGAUUGCUUUUGCAAUAGUCCUUAGCAUUUUCCUUGUAACGCAAGCAACUCCAAUUUUCAAAUUCUAUGUGUAAAGAAGUUAAUAGACACAUGAUCCUAUUUAUUUUGUAUGUAAUGUGGGUACAUAUAAAACCAAAUUAAACU
Arabidopsis lyrata subsp. lyrata is the source of this 2126-nucleotide messenger RNA. RefSeq names its product putative cysteine-rich receptor-like protein kinase 31. Bases 10 to 1980 code for a protein of 656 amino acids. NCBI's taxonomy places the organism in Eukaryota, Viridiplantae, Streptophyta, Magnoliopsida, Brassicales, Brassicaceae. Gene Ontology annotation, molecular function: ATP binding; protein kinase activity. The transcript has 6 exons. Gene Ontology annotation, biological process: protein phosphorylation. The record is from RefSeq and is a predicted model, not a curated record.